This is a messenger RNA of Ziziphus jujuba (common jujube), 1927 nucleotides long. Its product is annotated as aspartyl protease family protein At5g10770. The record is from RefSeq and is a predicted model, not a curated record. NCBI's taxonomy places the organism in Eukaryota, Viridiplantae, Streptophyta, Magnoliopsida, Rosales, Rhamnaceae. The coding region runs from base 211 to 1677 and encodes 488 amino acids. The transcript is spliced from 3 exons. Gene Ontology annotation, molecular function: aspartic-type endopeptidase activity. Gene Ontology annotation, biological process: proteolysis.
UUCUUUUUCUUUUUCUUUUUUCUUUUUUCAGAGAAAAAAAUUUUAGAAAAAAAGCAAAAAAAAUUCAACACUGCGUAUGCAGUCUGAUGACGCGGCUUAUAGUAUAGUGAUCUCUCUCAUUAUAUAUAUACGGAGAAAGAGCGAGAGCAACAUGUAUGCAAGUCCAAGCGCAGCAUAAUUAGUUGAAGAGAUAAAAAUUAUCAAUAAUUCAUGGCCUACUUCUCCUUCCUUAGCUAUAUCCUAUUUGCUUCCUUGUUAUCUCUCAGCUGUCUAAACAAUGUUUUGUGUUUGGAGAAGAGCUUUGGUUUUGAAGGGAAGGUCAUAUCCACUCUGAGGCCCCAUCAAACCUAUCAUACUCUUCAGCUCUCUUCUCUACUGCCGGCGGCUAUCUGCAGCCCCUCCACCAAAGUGAAUAAGAAUAAAAGAACAAUGAAAGUAGUAGACAAGCAUGGUCCAUGCUCUCAAAUCAACCAAGACAAAAACAUUAAGCGACCAACUGAUGCCGAAAUCCUCCAGCAAGAUCAAGCCCGAGUUAAUUCAAUCCAAUCCCGUCUUUCCAAGAAUUCCAUAGAAACUGACACCACCACCGUUCCAGCCAAGUCCGGUGCCACCAUUGGCUCUGCCAACUACAUCGUCACGGUGGGACUUGGCACACCCAAAACAGAUUUAUCUCUCAUAUUUGACACUGGCAGCGAUAUUACUUGGACCCAGUGUGUGCCUUGCAGUGCAAGCAAUUGCUAUUCACAACAACAACCACUCUUUGACCCUUCCAAGUCAACCUCUUACUCCAACUUUUCUUGUAGCUCCCAACAAUGCUCGAUGCUAACCUCUGACACAGAUGAAACGCAAAGUUGUUCUUCCCCUACAUCUCCAUGCAUAUAUGGUGUAACAUACGGUGAUGGGUCGUACACCACCGGAUACUUUAGUAAAGAAAGGAUCUCAAUACCGCCAUCGGACGUGUUCGACGAUUUCCUAUUCGGCUGUGGCCAUAACAAUCAAGGUCUUUUCCGUGGUGCUGCCGGGUUGUUGGGCUUGGGCCGCGGUAAACUCUCCUUCGUCGAGCAGACAGCCCAGAAAUACGACCGCAUGUUCUCCUACUGCCUACCAUCAACUUCCAGCUCCACCGGAUUCUUAUCCUUCGGCAAAGACAACGAGGCUUCCGGUGACGUAAUCUACGUACCUCUAUCCACAGUUACUAGGAGCAAUUCCUUUUAUGGCCUACAAUUGGAAGGAAUAAGUAUCAAUGGACGUCGAGUAUCGAUUUCGGCAUCGUUGUUUUCAUCCUCCGGCACGAUUAUUGAUUCUGGAACUGUCAUAACUCGUUUGCCGGCAACAGCGUACAGUGCCUUCCGAUCAGAGUUUCGGCAACAGAUGAAAGAUUAUACGUUUGUAACAGUACCUGCAGACUCGUUAUUGGAUACUUGCUAUGACUUCAGCGGUAACGAAGAAGUGAAUAUUCCGAAAAUAAGCUUCUUGUUUGGCGAUGGGACCACGGUGGACUUGGAUUCCACCGGUGUAUUUUAUGGAUCGGAUAAGUCCAAGAUUUGUUUGGCAUUCGCUGGUAACAACGACGAUACUGGCAUUACCAUCUUGGGGAAUGUGCAGCAGAGAAGGUUGGAGGUGGUGUAUGAUAUUGGUGGAGGCAGAAUUGGGUUUCGCCCUUCCGCUUGUGCCUAAUUUAUUAAAGAAUAAUAUAACAUAGUUUCUGUCAGCUUAUUAAGGUUUAUAAAUCAGGCAAAUAAUUUAUAAAUAUGGACGGAAAAGAGUAAUGAUAUGAUAAUGAUUUAUAUAAAUAUCUAGCACUAAUUAAGUUACCCCCCAUUUUCAUUUUUCUCUUUUGCAAUCUGUUUUCAUUUUUAAUCUCCAACAAUAUAUAUAUACACACAUAAAUGUGUUUUUUCCCUUCAAAUUAGUUAUAUUACAAAAU